UAUUUAAAAACAAAAGUUAAAGAGCAAAGCAAAGACUGUGGCAAAAGUUACAACCUUUAUCACAGGAAAUGGCUUCACAGCCUCAAGUGAUGAGUUAGCCUUAGAAGUUAUUAUGGGAAAUAGGGUUACUGGAGGAAAAAAUUAGGGUCAAGAUGUAAUUCUCUCCAUAAAUGAUCACUGAAUAUUUCAGAUGGAAAAAAGUGAAUUGUUCUUUAAGACAAAGAGAAGAAUUUUCACAAAAAGUCCUCCAUUAAAUCAUCAGUCUGUGAAGUGAGCCCAGAGGCAAUCAUCCCAGGAGGGAAAGGUGCACAGUGGUCUUCCUGGGAGGGCUUGCAGGUUUCCUGCGGGGCGGGGCCGGAUGGGGUGGGACUUAGCUCGACGUCCUGGGUGACGUGAAAGCAGACGUCAGCUGUACCCAGAAGCACUCUGGGCUGAGCUAGUGCCAGUGGGAGCUGCGCCUUGUGAGGGAGCGUGUCUUUUGCGCCUAUAAGGUACAUAAAGGCCAUGGGAUCACUAAGCAGCCGGAUGCUCUGGGGCUGGGGGAGGCGUGCCCCAGGGCAGCCAAGUGCCGGUGGGGAGGAGGAGGAGAUGGUGGAGGCAGCCAUGGCCGCGUUAGAUGAGGCGGAGGACGAGAGUGAAGAGGCCGGACCUACUACCAGUCAGUUAGGCCUCAAGCGGAAGUCAGACACAGGAGGGCCUCACGAAAAAGAGCCCCCCAGGAAGCGCGCCAAAGACAGUUCCGAGUCCGUUUAUGAGGCACUCUUCCUAAGGGGGGAAGACAGUGAUGUGCAGAUCCGCGCACUAGGGGAGGCGUGGAACUUGCACAGAGUCUACUUAUGCCAGUCAGGUUACUUCGCUAGCAUGUUCAGUGGUGCUUGGAGGGAAGCAACCAUGAAUACUAUAGAGUUGCAGAUGCCUGACGAGAACAUUGAUCGUGAAGCACUUCACAAGGCUUUAGGCUCCCUGUACCAAGACUCCGUGUGCGUCCCACCCAGCCGAGUUGUCUCCAUCCUGGCCACAGCCAGCAUGCUGCAGUUGGACAAGCUAAUUCAGCAGUGUGGGGAAGUCAUGAAGGAGACAGUCAGCGCCCAGACAGUGUGCAGCUACUACUACUCUGCUGAGAGCUACGGCCUCCAAAACAUCAAGACCAUGUGCUUCCAGUGGCUGCUGGACAACCUGAUGACCCAGCGUAGUGAGCAGCUAUUGCGGGAAAUCAGCCUGGAUCUCAUGAAAGAGCUCAUCGCCUCUUCAGAGCUCUUCGUGAUGGAGGUGGAGAUGGAUGUGUACACCAAGCUGAAAAAGUGGAUGUUCCUGCAACUGCAGCCCACAUGGACAGGUCCCUGCCGCGCCUUAUUGUCAGACGCCAACUCGUGGUUUUUCAGGUCCAAGAGGGAGUUGGAGGGCACCCCUUUCCUGGAGACCCAGCAGGGCAGAGCCUUUGUGCCAGUGUUCCAGCAGCUGCGGCUGGCCUACAUAAUCUGCGACCUGCCGUCAGCACGCACCAUCGACCAGGAUGCAGUGAUCCCUGCUGCAUGGCUCACACCAGUGUAUAAAGAGCAGUGGCUUGCCUUCCUCCGCGCCGAGCAAAUCAGGGAGCUCGAGCCCAUUAACGUCAACGUGUCUCACCUCCAGGGGAACAGCAUGCGCUGUGGGGCCCAGCUCCGCAGGGAUGAGAUUUGCAGCUGGCGGUGGACUGGCUUCAACUUUGGCUGGGACCUGGUGGUGUCCUACAACAACCGGCGCAUCAUUUUCCGGCGCAGCGUGCUGAACAGAUGCUGUGGCCUCAGGGUCAGUCUACUCUGGCAGAGAAAGAUUGCAUUCCGCCUGCGCUUGGCUUCCUUGGACAGGGCUGGAAGCGCCGUUUUCAGGAAGGACACAGAAUACCAGAUCCUUGCCCUGAGAAAAGACCAAGAGCUAGUGGUAGUGAACCUGGAGAACCAAGAUGUGGCCUUCCCCAUAUAUGUGUCCUGUAACUUCCUGUACCUCUGCAGAGAGGGGCACUGCCCACAGUGAGGACUGUUCCAAAAGCUCAGAGAGCUGAGCAGCUCUUCUCUGGGCACAGAGGUGGCCAGCUUUCUCGAGAUGCCAGCUCCCUCUGGGGGAUCAACUGGCCUUGUCCAUCUCUGAUGACCAACUGUCAGAGGCUUUGUUGAAUUGUAGUUCAUAACAGUCGAGACUGUUUACCGGUGCUUACGAAGAGGACACAUUUUAAAGCCCCCAAACAUCUCCAGAACUCAUCCGUGCUGUUAAUGAGGCAGCCUGUCCUGGUUUAACAUACGUCGACUCCCA
Rhinolophus ferrumequinum (greater horseshoe bat) is the source of this 2289-nucleotide messenger RNA. RefSeq names its product germ cell-less protein-like 1. Gene Ontology annotation, cellular component: nucleus. The coding region runs from base 505 to 2013 and encodes 502 amino acids. Gene Ontology annotation, molecular function: protein binding. Lineage: Eukaryota; Metazoa; Chordata; Mammalia; Chiroptera; Rhinolophidae. Gene Ontology annotation, biological process: germ cell development. The record is from RefSeq and is a predicted model, not a curated record. The transcript has a single exon.